This is a messenger RNA of Acomys russatus (golden spiny mouse), 1031 nucleotides long. It is a transcript of the gene Sucnr1, whose product is annotated as succinate receptor 1. Gene Ontology annotation, biological process: G protein-coupled receptor signaling pathway. Gene Ontology annotation, molecular function: G protein-coupled receptor activity. The record is from RefSeq and is a predicted model, not a curated record. Bases 1 to 999 code for a protein of 332 amino acids. Gene Ontology annotation, cellular component: plasma membrane. NCBI's taxonomy places the organism in Eukaryota, Metazoa, Chordata, Mammalia, Rodentia, Muridae. The transcript has 2 exons.
AUGGGUCCAGAUGUCAAAGCACAUAGUGAGACAUUUCUCCAGAAACCACGCCUGAAGAGGAAGGAUAAAUCACCUUGUGGAAAUUUGACAAACAUACAGGAUAACUUGAAAAAGUACUAUCUUACCACAUUUUAUGGAAUCGAGUUCAUUUUUGGAAUGUUUGGGAAUGUCACAGUGGUGUUUGGCUACCUGUUCUGCCUGAAGAACUGGAACAGUAGCAACAUCUAUCUCUUUAACCUUUCCAUCUCCGACCUUGCUUUCCUGUGCACCCUUCCCAUGCUGAUAAGUUCGUACGCGACGCAGAAAUGGCCCUAUGGAAAUGUUCUCUGCAUAAGCAACCGAUACGUGCUUCACGCUAACCUCUACACCAGCAUCCUCUUCCUCACUUUCAUCAGCAUCGAUCGGUACCUGCUCAUGAAGUUCCCUUUCCGAAAACACAUUCUGCAAAAGAAGGAGUUCGCCAUUUUAAUCUCUUUGGCUGUCUGGGUCUUUGUGACCUUAGAAAUUCUACCUAUGCUCAUUUUCAUAAAAACUGACACAGAAGAGGAUACCAUCUGUGCCGACUACGCAAGUUCUGGAGAGGCUAGCAAAAGUCUCAUUUACAGUCUAUUCCUGACUUUGCUAGGCUUCCUCAUUCCUCUCUCUGUGAUGUGCUGCUUCUACUACAAGAUGGUAGUCUUCCUAAAGAGGAGGAGCAGGCAGCAGGGGACUGCCCUGCCACUGGACAAGCCUCUGCUCCUGGUGGUCCUGGCGGUGGCGAUCUUCUCUGUACUCUUCACACCCUAUCACGUCAUGCGCAAUGUGAGGAUUGCCUCACGCAUCGGCAACUGGUCACACGGAUGUGCAAUUGAAUCCUUGUACAUCCUGACCAGGCCUCUGGCCUUUCUGAACAGUGCCAUUAACCCAAUCUUCUACUUCCUCAUGGGAGACCACUUCAGAGAGAUGCUGAGUAGUAAGUUCAGACACUACUUCAAGUCCCUAACGUCCUUCAGGACGUGAGCUGCUAGAUGCAGGUCUUUACUCAGGCAAUA